This is a messenger RNA of Cariama cristata (Red-legged seriema), 457 nucleotides long. RefSeq names its product distal-less homeobox 6 (gene DLX6). The transcript is spliced from 2 exons. The record is from RefSeq and is a predicted model, not a curated record. Gene Ontology annotation, molecular function: RNA polymerase II cis-regulatory region sequence-specific DNA binding; DNA-binding transcription factor activity, RNA polymerase II-specific. The annotation marks the transcript as partial. Gene Ontology annotation, biological process: embryo development; regulation of transcription by RNA polymerase II; cell differentiation. Lineage: Eukaryota; Metazoa; Chordata; Aves; Cariamiformes; Cariamidae.
AUCAGCAAAAAACCACAGUGAUUGAAAACGGUGAAAUCAGAUUCAAUGGAAAAGGGAAAAAGAUUCGGAAGCCUCGAACCAUUUACUCUAGUCUACAACUCCAGGCUUUAAAUCAUCGCUUUCAGCAGACUCAGUACCUGGCACUUCCAGAGAGAGCUGAACUGGCAGCUUCAUUAGGACUUACCCAGACACAGGUGAAGAUCUGGUUUCAGAACAAGCGCUCCAAGUUCAAGAAGCUGCUGAAGCAGGGGAGCAACCCCCACGAGAGCGACCCUCUGCCCGGCUCCGCUGCCCUCUCCCCUCGCUCUCCGGCUCUGCCUCCGGUCUGGGACGUUUCAGCCUCUGCCAAGGGAGUCAAUAUGCCUCCCAACAGCUACAUGCCUGGCUAUUCUCACUGGUAUUCUUCUCCACAUCAAGACACAAUGCAGAGACCACAAAUGAUGUGAAUUGUCCAAGA